Molecule: messenger RNA, 1557 nt
Organism: Penicillium malachiteum
Lineage: Eukaryota; Fungi; Ascomycota; Eurotiomycetes; Eurotiales; Aspergillaceae
Exons: 2
Coding region: 1-1557 (518 amino acids)
Cellular component (GO): cytoplasm
Molecular function (GO): calcium-dependent phospholipid binding; calcium ion binding
Source: RefSeq, a predicted model, not a curated record
AUGGCCUAUCAUCAACAACCACCAUACGGCGGAUACAACCCAAACCAGCCUCCCCAGGCACAUGGUUAUCAGCAGUCGUACCAGCAACAACCAUCCUAUCCCCAACAGCAGCAGCAACAAUACCCUCCACAGUCUUAUCCCCCGCAACAAUUUGCUGCUCCGCAAGGCCCUCCACCCCAACAAUUUCCACCGCAAGGCCAAUAUGGUCAGCCUCCACCGGGUCAGAAUAACUAUCAUGCCGGUGCCCCUCUUCAACCCGGGCCGGGAUACCACCCUGGCCCUCAACAAGGCGGCUACCCCUCCAACCAAUCUCCUCAGCCAGGAUACAACGGCCAGCCUCAAUUUCAACAAGGACCUCCCGGACAAGGACAGCAUCAGAACUACGGUCCUCCAGGUCAAGCACAGCAUCAGAAUUAUGGUCCUCCAGGUCAAGCACAGCAAUUCCAACAAGGACAACAUCAGAACUAUGGCCCUCCAGGACAAACACAGCAUCAGAACUACGGUCCUCCAGGACAAGCACAUGCGCCAGUCGGCGGACCAGGUUUCGCACCCCAAGGUGGUCCAGGUGGUCACCAGAUGAGCGGAGGCCCGAGCCUCGACCCUCCACCCGCAAUGCCAACACUCGGCUACGUACCCGGCCAAAUCGCACCUGGAGACUUCACUCGUCAAGCCGACACCCUCCGGAAAGCAAUGAAGGGAUUCGGCACUGACGAGAAGGCCAUCAUUCAGACCCUGGCACCCCUUGAUCCGCUACAGAUGGCUGCAGUACGUGCAACUUACUCAAGACAUAUCAAGCGCGAUCUUUACGACGAUGUUAAGAGUGAGACGGGUGGAUACCUUGAACGUGGCUUGCUGAGUGUUAUUGAAGGCCCGUUGGGCUCUGAUGUUGCCUGGGCUCGCGAGUCUGUGGCUGGACUUGGAACUAAGGAGUGGCUUAUGAAUGAGGCUCUACUUGGUCGUUCCAAUGCUGAUAUACGUGCUAUCAAAACGGCCUAUGAGCGCAAGUAUCAUCGCAAUUUGGAGCGCGAUGUGGUGGAUGACUUGUCUUUCAAGACUGCAGACCUUUUCAAGUUGGUUCUUCAAGCGGACAGGCACGAUGAGCGCGCUGAGUUAAAGGGACAUCACAUUGAAUCGUGGGUCAGUGCCAUACAUGCUAAUAAAUCGGUCGAGAGCGUGUGCGCGAUUAUGGCAAAGGCAUCGAAUGCGGAACUACGUGCUAUGGAUCAAAGAUGCCAUAUGCUUGGCGAGCACAAAUCUUUGGAGACAGUUAUUACGGAAAGAUUUUCAGACCAUAUGAAACAUGCAUUUGUGUUUAUGAUACGAACCGCUACGGAUCCGGCCAUGCGUGAUGCUUUUCUGCUCAAUGAAGCAAUGGAGGGGUUGGGAACCGAUGAUGAGCGGUUGGUCGUGAGGAUUGUGCGGUUGCACUGGAACCCAGACCAUAAGGACCAAGUGAAGCGUGCUUAUCGUCAUCAUUUUAACAAGAACUUGAUUGAUGUUGUGCGUGGGGAAACCUCGGGUGAUUAUGAGAAGUUGAUGGUUGCUCUGUUGCAGUAG